UAUCCUCUCGCCCCAGGCAGGGGAUGCUCUUCGCCAUGGAAAUAAAGUUCAAACUCCUCUCCCCAUCUGCUUGCUGAGACCAGAAGUGGUCUCCCAGGAACCCGUUUUCCGCUUGCACUCCACACCUGCUCUCGCCUAAAUUUCUAAUCUGGUUUUGCAUAUUUAAGAGGACACACACACACACACAUACACACACACACACACACCCUACAACCCGCGAGGUGCAAAACUGCCUCCUGCAACUACCGAAACUUACCAGCCGCUCUAGUUGUUUUUGUCUUAACGGGAGGACAACAAAGAUUUUUAGUCCGGGUCCUCUUGCGGGCAGGAAAAUCUGCUAGGUCCCAGGCAGCCGCCGCUGCCCCUUUGAUGUUUUGGUACGCCGUGCGCAUGCGCCUCACAUUAGAAUUACUGCACUGGGCAGACUAAGUUGGAUCUCCUCUCUUCAGUGAAGCCCUCAAUCCCAUCAAAAACUAAAGGGAUGUGGAGAGUUCGGAAAAAAGGCUGCUUUGGGAUCUGGCCCUUCCCCUUGCUAAUCGCCGCUGUCUGUGCGCAGAGUGUCAAUGAUCCUAGUAACAUGUCCCUGGUUAAAGAGACGGUGGACAGACUCCUGAAAGGCUAUGACAUUCGUCUGAGACCAGAUUUUGGAGGUCCCCCCGUGGCCGUGGGAAUGAAUAUUGACAUUGCCAGCAUCGAUAUGGUUUCCGAAGUCAAUAUGGAUUAUACGUUGACAAUGUAUUUUCAACAAGCCUGGAGAGAUAAGAGGCUGUCGUAUAAUGUCAUACCUUUAAACUUAACCCUGGACAACCGAGUCGCAGACCAGCUCUGGGUGCCUGACACCUACUUCCUGAAUGACAAGAAGUCGUUCGUGCACGGCGUGACCGUCAAGAACCGCAUGAUCCGCCUGCAUCCCGACGGCACUGUCCUCUACGGCCUCAGAAUCACAACCACAGCUGCCUGCAUGAUGGACCUCAGGCGAUACCCACUGGAUGAACAAAACUGCACCUUGGAAAUUGAAAGCUAUGGGUAUACCACUGACGACAUUGAGUUUUACUGGCGUGGGGAAGAUAAAGCAGUAACGGGAGUGACAAAGAUUGAACUUCCACAGUUCUCUAUUGUAGACUACAAACUCAUCACCAAGAAGGUUGUUUUCUCCACAGGUUCCUAUCCCAGGUUGUCCCUCAGUUUUAAGUUGAAGAGAAACAUUGGAUACUUUAUCCUGCAAACGUAUAUGCCUUCCAUCCUGAUCACUAUCCUCUCUUGGGUCUCCUUCUGGAUUAAUUACGAUGCUUCAGCUGCAAGAGUGGCAUUAGGAAUUACAACGGUCCUUACAAUGACCACCAUCAACACUCACCUCCGGGAGACUCUCCCUAAAAUCCCCUACGUGAAGGCCAUUGACAUGUACCUGAUGGGGUGCUUUGUCUUUGUUUUUAUGGCCCUUCUGGAAUAUGCUUUGGUCAACUACAUCUUCUUUGGGAGGGGACCCCAACGCCAAAAGAAAGCAGCCGAGAAGGCGAGCGCCAACAGUGAUAAGAUGCGCCUGGAUGUCAACAAGAUUUUUUAUAAAGAUAUUAAACAAAAUGGGACCCAAUAUCGAUCCUUGUGGGACCCAACUGGAAGCUUCUCCCCAACUAGACGGACUACCAAUUACGAUUUCUCUCUAUAUACGAUGGACCCCCACGAGAACAUCUUACUGAGCACUCUAGAGAUAAAAAAUGAAAUGGCCACAUCUGAGGCUGUGAUGGGACUUGGAGACCCCAGGAGCACAAUGCUGGCUUACGAUGCGGCCAACAUCCAGUAUCGGAAAGCCGGGCUGCCCAGGCAUACUUUUGGCCGAAAUGCCCUGGAACGACACGUGGCACAGAAGAAAAGCCGCCUGCGGAGACGCGCCUCCCAACUGAAAAUCACCAUCCCCGACUUGACUGAUGUGAAUGCCAUAGACCGGUGGUCCCGCAUAUUCUUCCCAGUGGUUUUUUCCUUCUUCAACAUCGUCUAUUGGCUUUACUAUGUGAACUAAAACAUAGCCUCCCUCGGGAAGCAAGGACUAGAUGCCUCCUCAAACCAGUUGUACAGCCUGACGUAGGACUUGGAAAACACAUCAAUCCAGGACAAAAGUGAUGCUAAAAUACCUUAGUUGCUGGCCUAGCCUGUGGUCCAUUUCAUACCAUUUGGGUUGCUUCUGCUAAGUAAUGAGUACACUAAGGGCCUUGUGAUUUUGCAGUUAAAAUGCAAGUGAUUUGUACACAUGCUGGCAAGACUGAGUCUGAGUGUUCCACUUCAUCUGCUUAGUGUGCAACCGACAUGGAGGGGAAUUAUUUAGAAGGUGUUCUUAGAAGGCUCGAUAGCACUAUCAGUCAUUUCUCUGAGAAGUCAUAGCCAGAUAUUCCAUCUUCCUUCCCAAGGGUGGCAUGCUGCUGAGAGGACACCAUGCUUAGGAAACAUUAUCCUCAAUGCCAUGCGAACAUGCUUACAGAAGAUGGUCUCUGCCCAUCUUAUUAAGGUGAUAAUGGUGCCCUGGGAUGAAAAUUCCCACUGGAUACUAGAAGGUUCUCAUGUAGUUCAAACAAGAUGUGGGGAGUCAAGACAGAGAUUCAGGAAGGCCAGUUUCAGAUUGCUUGAGCACUGGGAAUCAACUAUGACGUCUUCCAUUUUGGCAUAUGGAGCCCAGGAGAAUUCUAAACGUUAUGAUGCAUGAUGACCAAAGAAACUUUUCUAAAACUCUAUUCCCUAGGUGGUUAAAAGAAGAGUUAAAAACCCAGAGCAGAGUGGGAAAUCCAGAAAUGACUGUUGGAACAAAAUUGAAGCAAGCAAGUAUCAUGACCCUUAUCAAUCCACUCAGCUUCUGGUUUAUACAUAUUAUGGUCAGUGGCAAAGGUAGAAUGAGAGAUAUUUUUGUUCCAACUUCACAAGCUUUUGAAAGCAUGCCUAUAGAGGCUUAUAUAAUUUAUUUAAUUAAAAGACACCCACAAAAGAGAAAAGUUAGCCAAAUUAGCAUCAUCUUAGAUGCAGGUUAGAUUGAGAGUUAUCCAAUAUGUGAAUAUAAAGCGCAAACAGGUUGCUAUUCUCACACUACAUCAGCUGUCUCUGCAACAUUUUUCCCUAUAAGUUCAUUUUUGACUUAAAUAGGGUAUUUCCAAAGAGGGAUUUGUUCGCUUCUUUAAAGAAUUAAUGUUCCUUUCCAGCUUUCUUGCUUCUGAAAUUCUGAUUAUAUUCUUAGGAGACAGAAGAAGUAAGGCUUUGGAGAGAUUGAGUGAACUCUAUUUCCAAAUGUGCAAUGAAAUUCACCUUGCUAUUUUUCAUAGCAAACAGUACUUCGAAGAUUAUGUGCACAAGUAGAGCUAGUUUGUGAGUUUAUUAGGUUUUAUUCUUUUAAGGUUGCUUUUGUUGUGUAUAUUACAAUCUCUCCAGUCAAGGAAAAUAUGAUAAGAGUGGAAAAUAGGAUAACAAAGCCACAUUAACUGAUGAAGGAUAUGGACCUCAGUUGAUACUGCAGAAAAAUGUCUAACUGAUAAUCAGGUAGGCACGAUGUAUUGUUUUAUUCCAUUUUCAAAUUGUCAUUGUACUUUGUUCUAUACCAAUUAGACAAAUGCAUUCAUAUGUUGGACAGUAAGAAGAGUAAGCUAAUAUAUUUUUAUUUCUAUUCAUGUGAGGUUUACAUUUUGCUUUUUUCAUUGAGAAAAUAGUAAACUGCUUAAUUUCCCAUAAAGUUUGAUUUGAUUGAACUUCCCUUUGGAGCAUGACUUUGCUAUGUCUAUUUAAAAAACAAAAACCACUUCUUUUCAGAGUAACAUUUCCUAAUUUUGCAUAAUAGCCAAGAUCAUUAUCUGACUGUGGAUAAAUGUUAUGCUUUUCCCCCCUGAUGAUUUAGCUGCUUGGAAUAAGGUAGGUCCUAUUGUCCUUCUAUUUCAAGUAUCUGACAAGAAGAAGGAAAAAAAGUUUAGUACUUAGCCUUCUGAAUUAGAUGAUAUUUUUCUCCCCACCUGUAUCAGGGACUGUGGCCCUUAUUUCUUGAUUAUACACUUGAACACCUCUGAGUAUGAUCUGUGGGCAGAAUCCAUCCAAGCUUCCGCCCAUGGGCUCAGAGUAGAGAUUCUUUAAGCUUCUCCAGGGACACACUUCCACGUAGGCAGCAAUCUGGGGGCACCACGCUAAUAAAAGUGCCUGCCCCUUGUCACCAGGGGUUAGUCUGAAUAGCAUAUACCAGGAAGGAGCAUAUUAAUAACUCAGGUGCACAACUCCAAAAUGCCAUUCUGGAAUGGUUUUUCUAGAGACAACCCUGAGCCCAAGUCAAGAAGUGGGCUCUUAUUUGUAAUUAUUGUAAAAGCCAUAAAAAUCCUUGGUAUUGUCACGUAACAAAUAUUUGAUAUCUGAAGAAGUCAACAGAGUAAUCUAAAUCAGAGUGGAGAGAAGCAACCUCUGAGCAUGAGCGUCAAAAGCAUAUAACCGGGGAUUCAUUUCUACCCCCAGUGAUAAGCAGAAUCUGGAAAAGGAGAAAAGAUGGAAACUGGAACAGAUGCCCUAGAGCAGAAUCCAUAUGUUGGCAUUCAAUAACCACGUAGUUAGAAACAACUGACUCAUCUUGCCCAGAGGUAACAAAUGGUAGAUAUAGAAUUUAUUCUUUAACUAUAUGUUUACUGUGGUUGAAUUGGUUUGCGAGGACGGGGUCGGGGAAGGGUGUUUGGUUAAAAUUAGGGACCACAAAAGUGUGUUUUGGCAAUUCUGAUAUUCUAUUGCCAUCAGCUUAUACAUUUAUGUACAGGUUUUUUUAAAUUAUAAAACAGCCAGAUAGCCAGCGAUUAAGGUGUUUUUUCAUCUUUGUGAUAUUCAUAGGCGAAUUCUGACUCUAAAAUUCACAGUCGAAAUGAAAUCUUUGAUCUCAAUCUGUAUAUAUAUACAUAUUGUACAUGACUGCUAGUAGGUAUGAAAUGCAUUUUCAGAACUGAAAACUCAUGCAACAACAUCAUGUGUUUGCAUAGGGAAUGUUACAGUUCUUUCCACUACAGUUUUACUAACGGGAAAGACAUAAGAUAAGCAGUGCCGUCUAGACAUUUCCUCUUCUCAUUUCUUCAAAAGCAGUGCUCGGUUAAAAAAAAAAAUAAUAAAAUAAUAAUAAUAAUAAUAAUAGUUUAUGAACCAAAAGACUUUACAUUGUAGCUUUAGUAACAACAAAGAUAAGAUAUCUGUCAGCUUUAAAAAGCACAACACAUAGAGAAAGUUCAGUAGAAAGCAUAAAGGAGAAAUGAAUCAUGCUUAUUUUAAGCCAGACCUGCAUUAAAUUGGCAACUCACCCAAUUUUCAUUUUCUAUAGAUAACAGUAUUCCAGUCUUAUGAUUAACUUCAUACUCAACAACAAAAACAACCAAGCAAUCAACAAACAACAGGUCAUACAACAGUGUACAUGUAUAUAUGUAUAUAGAGAGAUCCAUAUAAACACACAUGCAUAUAUAUGCAUUCAUACAUUGGAAAACAAAAGGAAUAAGCUAAUAUCUUCUAUUUCCUUCAUUCAACCAGUGUAUGAGUGCUUUUAACUUGGCAACACAAAUCCACAUAUUGAAACAAGUGAUACAGGGUACUGAGCAUUUCUCUAUCAGCAAAUAAUGCCUACUGUUCUUAGGAACCAUUGCACAAUCCGACACUACAAUAGUGCUGUACCUCAGAACAUUGGAAACCACUAGCUCUCGCAUUGCUUGUCUACUUGCUCUUUUUCAAGGAAACAAAUAACAUUAUCCAUUGGUCAUUUAAAAACAAAAAUGUCUUAAGAAAACAGAAAAUGAUUUUUAAAAAUCCUUCCAGGAGGAGGAAAAAAAAUAACUAAACCUCACCAUGUUGGUUAGGGAAAAUAUCUCAACUGUAGCAAUCAUGCCAUUUUGCUAAGUGUACAGAGUCUACGUAAUGUGAGCAACCAUAACUUUCACUGAGUGUGUGUAAAUAUUAAAACGGAUUUCUUAAAUAUUUUUAACUUCUAAUUUGUAUUUUAUGGUAAGGCAGUGUGAGAAUUCUGUGUAUGGCUUAUGUUGAUGUGUUAUAAUAGACUGUAAAUAAUUAAAUAUGCUGUAAAUCAAAGUCAAUAGAUACAAAUAAUUAUUUCAUUUUUUCUCAAUUUUUAUUUCUUUUUUACUAAGUACAGUUACUGCAGUGCCCCAACAGAGUAAUUGAAACAUCCAUUUUGCAUAAAUGGUUUGGGAUCCCAGAUAGAAGGAUUUCAGUUUGAUAACACACACACAUCUACACACACGUGCUCACUCACACACACCUGCACACACUCACUCAUAGACUCAUACAUAUCUACACAUACACACUCUCAGUCACACACAUCUACGCACACGCACUUGCUCACACACACACAUGCAUCUACACACACAUUCAAACACAAUAUUCUUUCCCUUGCCCACUCACUCCCACUCUUACUCCCUCUAUGGGAAACACACAGUAUUCAUGUAGUGAAUGUAACAAACCAAGAGAGAGCCUUAGAAAUGGCAAUUGGGAAAGCAGAAAUCAUCAUCAUUUACUUGAAAGGGUUUUUAUGUGUCAGAAUUCAAGAAACCAAAGGUGUAACUUACAUGUCAAUUUUCAAAGAGUAAAAGUUUCUAUUGACAGCACUACGGGAAAUAAAAUUGCUUAUGAUGCAUACCUGCUUCAGAAAUUUGUUACACACAAUACAUCCUAGAAGUCCUUUUUUUUAAAUAAUAGCAUUUUGUCCUUAGAUAGCAUUCUUUCUUUCAACCAAAGAUUCCAGUUAUUAAAAAACAAAAAAGGAAAGAAAAAAUGAAAAAUGAGGGAAAAUAAAAAAAAGACACUGCUUUACACCAAAGGUAUGAACACAAUUUUCCAAGUAGACUAGGAACAUUGUCAAAAAUAGUAAAGAGCCAACAUAAUGCUAAUUAAGAUACUACCCUAAAGAAAUCAUUUAAGAAAAAAAUACAUAAAAGCAGCAGUACUCUUAAAUAUCUGUUGUUAUUUGGAUAGGGAAGUAAAACAUUUCUAUAGAUGUUUGGAAAAUUGUAACAUCAGAUAUUAAUUUGUGCAAAAUUGUGACAUCAGAUAUUAAUUUGCUUUGAGAAGUUCUUUUGUGACAACUAUGAUCCAAAAUGAUGAAAAACAAAACUUUGUGUUUUUUAACUUUCAAAAGCAAAUGUCUCUCUCCUGUCUCAUGUCCACUAAGCUGAUGCCCGUGUGUGUGUCCUUGCACUGUUUUUCCCUUUGAGGUUCAGUAAUUUGUGUUCACCCACACUCCUUUUUAACAUAAUUCAAAGUUGCAAAUAAUUUAAGUUCCAUAACAUUUUUUAAAUUUUUAUUUGCAUGGGUGUUUAAAUAGUUUUGUUAUGAAUAUUGUCCCUGCGCAGUUCUGAAUUGUCCUUUUAUAAAAAGUGAUAUUCUAGUUCCUUCACAAUGUAGUAUCUAUCCGCCUUACUAUUUACCUUGUAGCCUUUCUUAAUAUGCACAUAAUGCAGAUUUUCCAAUGGCUAGGAAAUGCAAACCACAAGUGGAUAUCAUCACAUCUAUUUUUCAUGUCUUUCUAAAAACAGGACUACUAACAUCUCUGGGAUACAUGAGAUAGUAACACAUGAGGAUUACAAAUGAGUAGCACAUAAGAAUUAUUUUCUUGAAUUUAAACUUAUUGCAGUCAGUUUCAGCAUGUAAAUAUAUAAUAAUGUUGGCUAGUGUGUAAUUCUUGAACUAAAAAAUAUAAAUAAAACUUGAAAGGAUG
This is a messenger RNA of Myotis davidii, 7708 nucleotides long. RefSeq names its product gamma-aminobutyric acid type A receptor beta2 subunit (gene GABRB2). Bases 482 to 2017 code for a protein of 511 amino acids. Gene Ontology annotation, cellular component: GABA-A receptor complex; synapse; membrane. The transcript is spliced from 11 exons. Gene Ontology annotation, biological process: signal transduction; chemical synaptic transmission; nervous system process. Gene Ontology annotation, molecular function: extracellular ligand-gated monoatomic ion channel activity; neurotransmitter receptor activity; GABA-A receptor activity. The record is from RefSeq and is a predicted model, not a curated record. Lineage: Eukaryota; Metazoa; Chordata; Mammalia; Chiroptera; Vespertilionidae.